Molecule: messenger RNA, 4014 nt
Organism: Xyrichtys novacula (pearly razorfish)
Lineage: Eukaryota; Metazoa; Chordata; Actinopteri; Labriformes; Labridae
Source: the annotation of a GenBank genome assembly
GCCAUUAUGUAAGCAACCGUGAAAAGACAGGAACGAAGAAGAAGGAGGACGAGCGACUACAAGGCGAGGUGUUUACUUGAGGAACAUGCUAUGGAGCACUAUGUCAGCUCCUAGGUAAAGGCUUUAUUUGAAGGUAUGUUUAAUUCUUCAAUACCCAAUAUUAUACUUAAUAUCCGGUAAGAUUAGAUGGAACCUAUUCGACACUUUGUCAGAAUGAGCACCGUUCAGGUUCGUUAACAUCAGUGAAUCGUGGUUCACCGUGUCCAUGCCCACGGUGCGUUUGGCUUUAACAGUGUCAGACACGAACCCCGUUUAAAAACAUGACCAAUCUUUCCCGGGAUGUGUCUUCUUGGUUUGUGCACUUCACUGGGUUUUGGCACCAUAACGUUUUGCAUAAAGCCGCAGUACCCAAGAGACACAAAUAGAGUUAAAAAAGGGAGAAAAAAAAAGGCUCCCCCUUUCUCACCUGCUCAGACUGUAACAUUAAAACGUGUGCUUAGGCAUAUGAUUUCAAUAAUUUCAUCAAAUACGUUGAUUCAAAUUCAUAAAGGUUUACAUAAAUGCAAGGUAGGGUUUAGCAAUUUUUCUCCAUAUAGGCAUUCAAAGUAGUCUACUGAAUGCUUUAGGAAGCUCCUCAAAACCUAUUUAUGCAGAUACAGUUUUAUCUUAUUCUCAGUUGCUCAUUUAUUUUUAAUCGUGUUGUUUGUUUUUAUUUAUUAACCUGUGAAGCACUUUAUAAUCCAUUGUUUUAGAAAAUAAAUAAGAAGAAUGCAAAAUUCUACUGUUUCACUUUCACAGACGACCCUAUAGUCAGCAUCUCAUUUGCAGUUUCUGAUUUAUCUGUUACAGAGAAGGUUAAAGAAACAAGAUCCUGAUCAAGACCACUACUCUCAGACUUCUCAAGUCUGGACUAGAUGAUUAAAAAGGGCAUCUAAAGACUCAGAUAUGUGAGAUCUUUAUCUUAUCUUUGCAGAGCAAGAAAGGACAAAUCUUCUACUCUUUAAAAAUAAUGUAGGCCAGACUUGAGAAGUGUAAGACUCAUGUGAUGUGGACAAUAAAAUAGUGACAUUGUUUGUUUUUGCAUUUUUUACUUUGUUCCACCUUCUCAAUAACAGCCCAAAUUAUGAGCUUUAAUAAGAUGCUAACUUAUGAAUUGUUUUCUAUAUUGAACUUGGUCUUAAAUCUAACUCUUCUUAGUAAAGGCAAAGCAUUAGUCCCAUUGUAAAUGGUUUUGUCAUUCAUGAUUUGGUCUUAUGUCAUUGUUCCUCUUCAGCAGGGAUGUGUGAAGUGUCAGAGAAGGACCUGUAUGCAGUGCUGGGAGCCAGCCCCUCAGACUCAGUGCAGCAGCUCAGACACAGAUACCAGCAGCUGGCUCGACAGGUGCUUUAACUAUCUAUAAAACAACACACAAAAAGGACUGCUGAAAGUCUCUUUAUCUGUCUGUGUCUGCAUUGCAUGCCUACACGAAGUAGACACAAUCUUUACCAGGCUGUCUGUCUUGUGCAAAGCUUAUUUUAAUUAGUUGGUCUUUAAAGUUAUUUUCCUCCAUUGUUUGAUACCCCUUGUGUGUUUGUCUGAUUUCUUAGUAUCAUCCAGACCGUCUUGGUGGUGCAUGUUCUUCAGAAACUGAGUCCGCUGUAAAGAAGUUUCUAGAAGUUGAUGCAGCAUGGAGGAUCCUCAGUGAUCAGGACACCAGGAGAGAGUAUGACCUACAGAAGAGAGGUGGGACAUCACUUACCUGUAAUGGGCUGAUAGAUAAGAGUGGUCAUCUUCAGCAUCAGUUAAUGUUAACUUUUGAAGUGCAACUGGGUAUAUUCUUAAAAUCACAAAAUCACCUUAAGGUCAGCAGUUUGAUGAAAUGUCAACCUAAGAUAUUACAUAGUAUCGGUAUCAAUAUCAUGGAUAAUGGCCCUGGAUUUAAUUGGUAUCGGAUCAAUACCAAAUCUUUCAGUAUUGCCCAGCACUACUGUUUCGUGGUCAACAUUGAACAGAUUAGCUAGAUGUGGUCUCUCUUGGUCCACAUCUUGUUAACUUUUGUCUUUCAGAAGCUUAAACACCAAAUCGAAUCAAUGAACUUUGAUCUCAAACGUUUAGAAGACAUAGAAACUUGAGAAACAGUCCCAAAGUCUUUUAAGGUAUAGAAAGUGCUUCAUGUAAAGACAUGUUUGUAUUUUGUUGUUGUAUUCAGGUGAUUAUACUAUGUAACAUCUUUAAUCUUCAGUCUCCUCUUCAUUGGAUCUUAAAUUAUCACUGCUUUAGCAGCUAUUACUCAUGCCCAAAUGUAACAGUAAUUAAAGUGUAACACUAAUUAUCAACGGUCAAUAGUCAUUAUCACUGUCAAACUGUACGACUUGAUAAUGACGGUUUCCUCAAUAGUGAAAAUUUAAAAAAGUACAUGAGUGUGUGUGUGAACACAUUCUUCUAGCUGAAGGAUCUUCCUGUCACUUUUCAUUCAUUCAUUCCUGGAUGACCAAGGUUCUGGACUAUUUUUUCAGGAAUGGGGGCAUCAGUCAGGGAUGUAAGAUCCAGGUUCAUCCAGGUCUUUUUUAUGGCAUGCUUUUUAGAGCAGUGUAGAAGACACUUGCCAAGUCUGAAAAGGUCUGACAGAGGCAAGGGUCCAGCCCCCUUAUUAGGACUUGACCUGAUUCCAGUUGUUAUCCCUGCACAAAGGUUUUCCUGGCUGUUUCUAACUUAACAACCAAGGACCUCCCCCAUAUCUAGGGGUUGGUUUAUAUUUUCUGCUAUUAUUAUUAUUGCACUGAGAAAAAAAAUCUUCAUACAUCUUCAAAAAUCUUCCAACUCUUCCUCCUCCUGCACUCACUACCAAGCUGACCUUCUGUCUUAUACCAAACAAAGUAUAUCAUAUUGUGAAGCACUGAUAAUCUUCCACAGUUAGGAACAUGUAUGAAAGCCAGUUCCUGAAAAUAUCAGGUUUUAGGUUUCUUAAAAUCACCAGGAAACAUGUCCGAAAUUUUUAAGGUACAUUUGAAAACAGACAUACAGCAAAAGUGACAUAGUCCUUUUGUUCAGUCUUUCUUUAACUGCUGUAUUCAUGUAUCUCCUCUCUUCUUAAUAAUCCUCUGCAGCACAGGAGCUCAAACAGGAUUGGCCAGUGGACUCUGUAGUUCAUCUGGAGGACAUGACCUGGGACCAGGGUAAAUGCACAUCAAGUUGAUAAACACACACCACACACAUGCAAAAAACAACAACUCCUCUCAGUGAAAUCAGCUUUUUGAGAUCUCCUCAUAGAUUUAUGUUGUUUUAAUGUAGACAUUUGUAUUCCUAUAGUACAACUGACACAUCCAUCCAAUUAGCGCUCCUCUGAGGAAUUGUUUUGGUGUUUAUAAAAUGGAGUGAAAUUCAUACUGAGGCCUUUUUGUGAUGUAAAAAGCAAGGAUGACCAUCUGUGACAACAUCAACAACUUUUUAAAUGCCUGACUCUGGUGCUGGGGGGGUACAUUUGACUUUUAAGACUUUGCAAGAUGUCACCAUCGAAGCUUACGGGAGACAAAAUAAGUAAAAGACUUCUUUGUCCACAGAGGGCACCAAAAUUCACAUGAACAGAAAAUUCCCCACAGGAGUUUUAAUUAAACUUCAAAUGUCCUGAUCAAAUACCUGUGCAUCUUCAUGAUCACUAUAUGAUGAAUGGUGCUGAGUUUGCAGUUCCUUAUCUGAAUGUAUGUGUUUUGCUCCAGAUGAGAGAGUUUACACAUACAGCUGUCGCUGUGGAGGAAGAUUUGAUGUGUCCGCAGAGGAGGUUGAGGAGGAGACAGAGAGGAAGCCGCAAGAUGACGAGAGAGAAGAGAUGCACAGAGGAGUGGUCGUUUGCUGUGAUACGUGUUCCCUCAGUGUACAUGUCACAUGGUUAUUACAUUCAGAGACCCGUGUAUUAAGAUGAUAAUUAUUUUUGUACAGACUAUUUUACAUUGCUGAGUCAGACUGUCACUUUAAUUUAAUCACACAAAUUUAAUUUAAUCUAUGUUGUGCAAUAAAUUUUUCUUUGUCAUCCAACAA